AUUCGAAUACCGGCCGGAUUGUUACAGCUUGUUUACAUAUGAUACAUCCAUAUAUUGUACAUAUACCGUAUAUUAAAAAAAUCAAGAAAUUCAUAAAACAAAAAAUAUGGGCAAAAAUUCCGAUGAAAGUGAUAUGAAUAAUUUAAAAACAAGCAAGAUAAAGAUGGUAGGCUCAUACAUGAAGCGUACAGAUCAUCAUUUGGAAAGCGAAAUAAAAGAUCUAUCCAAGGAACUUAAACACAAAUUAGGUAGAAUUGACGGCGAAGCUGGUCAAGUUAGACUUAAAGCUAAUCAGUUAGUUGAUGAACAAGAGAAUGCAGCUUCUAGUAGGAGAUCUAGUUUGGAAGAUUCAAAAUCACUAACGCCAAAGAGAUCAAGCGUUAGUGGUAGUGAAGGUCUACUCGUUCCCCAGUCAAAGAAUUCAAAUAGAAGAGCUAGUAUGACUACAGUUUCCACACCUAAUUCUAAUACUAAUACGCCUAGAUCUCCAGCAAAAAGAAAUUCGAUUGUUGAUAUUUCAAGUGGAAAUAGAAGGCAAUCAGUUCCAGCUAUUCAUUUAGCCAGAAGCAGAGAGCAACUAAAAAAGAGUCAAGACAGCUCCAAGAGUGCCGCUAAUCAUUCAUCAAGAAGAGUUUCUAUAAGUAGCUCCCUUAAUGAAGAAGAAGAGGAGGAAAUUAUUGGCCCAAAUUCUCUAGAUUAUCUAAAGGAAUGUAGAUACCUCCGCAUCCCAGGUCACGUUGAAAGAGAACUAUCAAUCGAUGAAGUUUUCGGAGACAAUUGAUAACAAUGAAUUUUUAACAGAGAAAACAAAAAAAAGGAGACCUUUCCACUCCUUUCCCUUUCAUUUAACAAAAUAUACCAGAUGAAUAAUAAAAUAUCCCAAUAGCCUAUCCUAUUGUUGUAUCAUUUCUUUUUAUAUCUUAAUACAGUAUCUAGCUAAAUACAAUAAUAAAAAAAAAACAAAUCUAUUCUCCAGGGUCACGCAUCUCUUCUCUUAAUGUAAUUUAGACUAUAGGUGAUAAAUAUGCAUAAUUUAGUAUAUAAAACUUAUAAUCUAUACAUAUAUCUCAUUAAAUAUGACCUAUAUUUUUCUUUUAAAGAUUAAAUCUCUUUUUGAUUAUUUACAUUAAACCUG
Molecule: messenger RNA, 1135 nt
Organism: Dimorphilus gyrociliatus
Lineage: Eukaryota; Metazoa; Annelida; Polychaeta; Dinophilidae
Source: the annotation of a GenBank genome assembly